This is a messenger RNA of Rubroshorea leprosula, 2115 nucleotides long. The record is from the annotation of a GenBank genome assembly. NCBI's taxonomy places the organism in Eukaryota, Viridiplantae, Streptophyta, Magnoliopsida, Malvales, Dipterocarpaceae.
GCUUUUACUUUCGUGAUUUUGUUUCCAAAUUCUUGCUAAAUCUCUGUGGUUUCGUGCGGUCUGCGCUUUGUUUGAGGCUUCAACAAUAGUUUCCCAAGACCAAAAUCAGAAAUUGAGGAGAUGUCUUCAGAAGGGACCAUGAGUGUAGUGGGGAGUGAGGUGAUGCCCCUGGAUUACGGGAGCAUGGACUCGGAGAGCAGUCCGUCUCCCACCAAUUCGGAGAGGACAGUGGAGGAGAGGAAGGAUGAAAGAGUGAGGGGGUAUGUGAGUGAACUGGGCAAUAGGAGCAGCCUUAGGGGUCUGGCAGAAAACUACAACCUCCCUCACCAUGUCCUGAUUAGGCUAGCCGGGGUGAACGAGCAAGCAUGCUCAGCACCCCGAGAUCAUUGGAUGCCCCUGGUGGGGGGUAGAGGUGAGAAGGGGUGGUACUACUUCGGCCCUCGGUCGUCCAGCAAAGGGAAUAAGAGUUUGUUCUCUGCUGGACCGUCAUCCAUCAAAGGAUGGAAAGAAAAAUUCUUCUUUGUGGAUGACACCGAGUGGAGUAGGAGGGAUGCCGAGGUGGAGCAGUUGUCUGCUUGGAAGGCUAAGAAAACCAAGCAGAACAACUAUAAGUUAAAUGAGGAUGAGGUGGAGGAGGUGGAAAAGCUAGUGAGGGAGGAAGGAGACGUGGUGGAUAUCCUGUACCUCACCAGUCCGAAGGCAAUAGAGGCUGCUGAGCUCUAUGGGCCAAGCUCAUUGAGCGAAGCUGAGAUGGACGAGUUUAUAAAUGUUGCUGGGGGGCUGCGCAUCCCAAAGAAGCCAAGGAAGAAGUCAAAGACUUCAACUGCGACGGACAAAGGGGUGGCAGAGAAAGAGCGCCUGCUCAGCACUUCUGCUCGAGUGCUGGAGAUACAGCAGAGGCCAGAGCCUGCAAGGGGGGAUAGUAAGGAGGUGAGUGAGGAGGUGGCACCACUCCAGAGAAAGAAGAGAAAGGUGGCAGAGCCAGAAGCGAGGGGGGAUGAGGUGGUUGAGUUCGUACCCCGGCCUUUUCCUCCAAAAAUUGAUCCUGAAAAGAGUUUGUUCGAGGAAACAAACACUACUGGAGCGAAGCGGUUCCUCGAUGCAACGCUGCCUGAAGUGGAUAGGAGGCAGGCGAAGCAAGAGGCGGUGAGCCACCUGGGUGCUCGCGUCGUAAAGCGCACCUUGGAGAGUGCGAGCUGGGUCAACGCUCUUGCGCAAGAGUAUGCGGAGAUCGUGAAAGAUUGCACCAACUGGCAGAGGCAAUGUGAGGCCCUGCGAAAAGAGAAGGAGGAGUUGCAGAAGGAAAAAGAGGAGCUGCAGAAGAAAAACAAGCAGAUGCAGAGGAGGUUGGACGAGGUGGUGCCAACAGUGACCGAGCUCCAGAGUGACAGAGAAUCUUUGAGUACCAGGCUUGUCUUUGAAGAGCGUAAAAGGAAGAUUUGUGAAGACAAGCUUGAUGCUCAAGAUAAAUACGUUGAGAAGAUGAACCAAAGGAUGGUGGAGCUGAAAAAGAACGUGGAGCUGUUGGUACACAACAGGAUGGAGGGGCACAUCAGCAACUUCCUCAACUCCAACACCUUCGAGAACAUCCUCAAACUCUACCGGCUGCCCACCGCAAUUCUGGCCUUCAUCGACUGUAGAAAGAAGGUGAAGGCCCAGUACCCAGAGGUGGACGUCACAACGGUCACCUUUGGGGAACAAGAAGAAGGAGUGGAGGAAGAUGGUGAGAGCCUUUCUAUUGAUUUCCGGCCUCAGAUCACGCUGAGGUGGGAGCGUGAUGCAGAGGGGCGCACUAUUUUUCCUCUAACCUUUGAUGUUGAGUUAGUGGCCGUGGAGGGAAAAGAAGAAGAAGAAGAGCAAGUGCAGCAGCUAGCUCCGCCUGAAGCAGAAGUGCCGCCUCUGCCUGCUGGGGACGAGCCCAGAUCGCCACCUCUUCCUCUUGAGGAGCAGCCUCCUCCUCCAGCAGAGUAGUUUAGGAUUUUACGUCUGACUCUUGUAAUGAAUAUUUUUGUAAUUGACUUUGACCAAUUGAAAAAUUUUUUUGAAGUUAUUUGUGACUUGCAUAUUUUGAUGUUUGUUCGUUGUGUCUGUUUUAAGUAAAUCACUUUGAAUGAA